ACAAAAAUGGCUGGUAACCAGAGCAAAUUGGUUGAUGAAAUAGAGAAAGCGUUAGCAAAGUCUGAAGGGUUUGCCCUUAAGGAUCUGCUGUUCUCUUAUAAGGGAAUCCCGUAUCCCUCCACUGUGUGCAGUGCAGAGACAUUCCAGGCUAUGGAGAACUUAGAAGCCAGAAAAGAUGAUAUCGUGCUGGUGUCCUACCCCAAAUGUGGUGCCAACUGGCUUAUCCAGAUCUUAAAUGACCUAACCUUUACAACUUUACAGAAAAAAACCAAAACCUCAGAACUGCCAUUUAUUGAAUGUGGAGAUCCAGAAAAAUACCAGAGGUUGAAGCAGUUCCCAUCUCCCAGGAUUUUGGCAACUCAUGUUCCCUAUGAUAUGAUCCCCAAGUCUAUCUUUAAGAAUAAAGCCAAGAUACUGGUGUUGUUUCGAAAUCCUAAAGAUACAGCUGCAUCAUUUUUCCAUUUUCACAACAACGUCCCAUCCAUCCCCAGUUAUAGCUCUUGGGAUGAGUUCUUCUCAGAGUUCAUGAAUGGAAAAGUCAGCUGGGGAUCCUAUUUUGACCAUGCAGUUGCCUGGAAUAAACACAUUGAGGAUGAAAAUGUUCAGAUUUUGAUAUAUGAAGACAUGAAAGAGAACCUGGCUUCAGCAGUAAAGCAAAUUGCUGACUUCUUUGGAUUCUCUCCGAAGGCAGAGCAAAUUCAGUCUAUUGCAGACAGGGCCAGCUACCAAGCAAUGAGGGAUAAAUCCCAGGAGACACAUGGCUCAGUUGGCCCAAUUCUCUUCCGGAAAGGAACCAUUGGUGAUUGGAAGAACCUUUUUACUGAAGCUCAGAACCAGCAAAUGGAUGCCAAAUUUAAAGAGUCUUUAGAUGGAACGAAGUUGGGAGCAAUGCUGAAGUAUGAUGUACACUGCAAAGCCUGAAAUGGGUUACAGAAAAGUUUUGCUUCUGUGUCAGCUUUUCAUUCACUUCUAUUCUAACUGGAAUUGUUUAAAUCAGGACAAAUAGCCCUGUAAUUUUCACCUUGAUCAUUCAGCCUAUAUUCACAUGAAUAAUCCUUGUUUAGGCAGGUGGUGCCAAUAGGAUUUCCUGGAUAUAUAAGGGUUGUAGGGCCUGACCUUGGUCCUUAAACUCAUUUUAGCUACAAUGCCAGGCUAUUUAGUAGAACUCUGUGUAAACUACAGUAUGUAAGUGCUAGAUUAUUUGGAUAUGAUGAAAUUAUUGGAAAUCCAUUCAACAUGUUAGAGUGAUUUUUUUGCAAGAGAUCUUACACAGCAACCUCUAUGAAUGUUCUUUUGCUUUCUACUUUGUAAACUCUUAAUAUUUCAGUAUAAAAAGUGAAGCUUUGGUUUGUUUGGUGUUAUGUUUUCCUGUUUUCCAAAUGAUGAUGUUAUGCCAUGAAAAAGCAGGGGAAUUGAGUGGUAGGAAAAACUCUUGAAUACUUUAAAUUCC
Gavialis gangeticus (Gharial) is the source of this 1450-nucleotide messenger RNA. RefSeq names its product sulfotransferase family 6B member 1 (gene SULT6B1). The coding region runs from base 7 to 921 and encodes 304 amino acids. Gene Ontology annotation, biological process: sulfation. Gene Ontology annotation, molecular function: sulfotransferase activity. NCBI's taxonomy places the organism in Eukaryota, Metazoa, Chordata, Crocodylia, Gavialidae. Gene Ontology annotation, cellular component: cytoplasm. The transcript has 7 exons. The record is from RefSeq and is a predicted model, not a curated record.